AUGGAGCUUAGUCAAAUAACCUGGGAGUCGCUACUAUUGAUGGAUGGGCACAGAGAUGGUGCAGACACUCAGCCUGCGCUGCGGCGAUCUCUACUACCAGCACCUCUCCGUAUAGGGUCUGUUUCAACACCUCCAUCCCAAUAUGGGUCUUAUCGGUCCCCGUCCCCUCCGAUUAGCCCUGCUCCGACUCUCCUUGUUUCGGUUCAGACUCCUCAGCAUACCCGUUCUAUGUCAGGCCAGCUUUCUUUGCAUGAAUAUCGCAGGAAACUAUCACAUCCAGAUGUUCAGGGCGGAACAACUGCAGCUCCGAGGAGAAUGCUGAAAAGGAAACCAAAGACUAUAAAUCUAAAUAACAGACAAGGGAACCCCACCCCCCUUUCACCACCGGCAACCCCUCCAGCACCAGAUGCCUUAGCCCCAAGCCCUCCGUUGUCCCCUGACCUGAUAUCAGAACAUCUUACCUUUAGUCCCGGAUACAGCAACGCGUCAAAUCCUGCCAGAAGCUGUGAAGUAUCGCCUAUAGAUGGGUCUUUUCUGGAUUUUCUGCGCACAACCCCUUACAGUCCCCUGACAGACAAUCAUCCAUAUGAUGCAUUAAUAGAAAACAAAACUCCACACUGGACCUUGACAACUCUACGCGACUCUAUUCGACAAAUCCCUAUUAGGUUCACGACACACACAAAGUCAGCCUCUGAAUCAGCACUGCCUAGGACUCUUCGCCACAGAGGUGUCUCGUUUGAGAUAUUAACCCCUAGGAGAUAUACAAGCUCCCCUAUGGCCCAAACUCCGGAUAGGACAGCCAGGCCUAUGAAUAGGUACAUGCUGACCCCUACAGACAUGGAAAUUCAUCAGCUUCCAAAGCUUCGUCGCCGCUCGGCCUCUUUGGGUGCUGAAAGGCGUUGUACGCCUUCUCGGGCCCUGUUUGAGGAUUUGCCUACUGCCUAUUCGUCAAUCACCUCCGGGACAUCCAACAAGACCAAACUGUUCCAUAACUCUGUUUCUAGUGAUGAGAAUUUACCGCUGUCUCCGUCUGGAACCACAGCUUAUGAUGACCAAGCCAUGAUCUUGGGUGCUCAGCAGGCUGAUGACUCCGUUUGUUCAGAAGCCUCAGACCUUCCAACCGGACAGGCAGUGUUGGAAGAGAUAUCUACGGCUCCAGAGGGCAUAGAUGAUGGUAUUCAUCCAUGCAACGCUGAAAGUGAACCGAACAAGCUCGUAAAGCGUUCCCCUGGUUGUCCUCGUAUACGACCGAUAAUUUCAAUGUUUUUGAAUCAACAUCAACCAAAUUUGCAUGGUGCACGAGGCCGCAUUGAAAAGCCAAAAACUAUCAGCAACAUAAUCAAUAGGAGGCCCAAUUCGAGGCCAGGGUCUGCCCAUGGUGAUAUAGAACAACAAAUUGAAGAGAGAUCAGCUCCGCAGCCAGAAUCUGUGCAGCACGAGCCUGAUAACUUGCGUCGAACUCUCCAUGAAAUCAGUACUCCUCACCACCACGAAGCUAGUGAUGUAGACAACAUAACUGCUCCCCAGGAUAUUCGUGGUGAAUCACCAGCUCGCCAGCCAUCGGCAUUUUCCUUCCAGGAGAGCAACCAUCUUGAAGAAUGGAAGUCUUUUAUCCUCACAGGUACAACUGACCAGGUUUCAUCAGAGGACCUUCCCAAAAGUAUGAGGCGUACCAGUAUAUUUGGGCCUAAUUUCUCUCGACCAAUGUCAUCUCGCUCUCGACAUCGUAAAGCAAGCCGCCGAACGGAGCGUCGACCUCAAACGUCUGAUGUUACCUUUCCUCAAGAGGCUCAUCCUAAUCUUCCGAGGCUAUCCACCCCAUCUCUGCGUUGCUCUGAGGAUCGCCAAGGGGAGCAAAGAGAGAUGGCUUGCUACUCUAUGCCACUGCCCCAGCCGUUUUCCCCUAUUGAAGAUAUGACAAUCACCAGGGCAGGAUCACAGCUUGACAUGGGCCCGGGAAGCAGCCAAAGCUCUUCCACCAAUAGACUCAGCCAGCACACUGUAUCUUCAAUGGCACUUGGUUCUCCUCAAUACCCAAAAUCCAUGCUGCCUUUCGAACAGAAGGAAAAGAAAAGUCAUCCCUUUUUCCAUGCACACCUUGGCAGCCCACGAGCCAAGAAGAAAGGGGGGGGAAACUUAACGGUUAUGGCAAGUCAUAAGGGAAAACAAAGCAUUAGUUCUGUAUUAGAUGGUGACAGUGAUAUUGAGGUGGAUGAAGGAGGCUCUGAAAAAGACUGGGAAACAGUUACAGAGAGCCAAAUGUUCAGACCCCGAUGCAGGAUCCCAAUAUCAAAUCUUGAAUCAGGAAGUAGCUUGGCUAAUUAUUCCAGUGCCGGGACUUUGGCAAAUAGAAGCUUGAUGGAUAUACCCUUACGGCCACUCCAAGGGAGUAAUGAUCUGAGAUCCCCCCUAAAUAAUAGGUCUCAUAGGUUCCGUCGGCCGAGCUGGAUGCAUACAUCUCGCCAACGUCGAUUUCCCGAAAUCAGCGCUCCGAGCUUCCCACGACACCUUUACUCGAUGUCUGAGUUUCCUAGAGACCCUGAAGCACUGUUCAACACCGUACCGCCCCUGAUGGCCUCGACCGCGCAGCUGCCUGCACUCCGAGCAUCUUCAUCUUCCUAUUAUCACCACCCGACCCCUCUGAGAGAACCUCAUGCGAACCCCUUCCAAUCCACACCCCCUUCCCUGAACGAGCAGCCGAGCGAGAGUUAUGGAAAGGCUGGACGAGAAAGAUCCGGCUUUGUGUCUGCAAUUCGCAGCAGUAAGUUGAACCUUCAAGAUAAUGAAAGCAACAACCUAUUCAGUUCAGGCCAUAGUGCUGGUCCCAUUAGAAGCCUGCGCCCUCUACCAGGCCAUGGCUCAAUGGAAUCAUCUGCAUGGUGGACAAGACCAUCUUUAAACACCAUGACGUCCCAGCAGCCCUUUCACUCCACCCCUUUUUCAUCAAAUAUUAGAGGCGUGCAAGACAGAACGUCCCUUCACAGCCAUCAUCUCACAGCCCAUCAUCCAACUAGCACAACACAGAAUAUUCCAGCAACUGACAUUAUCAGCAGUAAAAAUACCCUGCCUGUGACAUCUCACACUGCCCAAACACCCUCACUUGCACUUCGAACGCCUGACGCGACAUAUCAAGAUAUCGAGCUUGGUACCCUUACACGUACUCGCCAUAGAUCGAUUCCAGCUCGUUCUCGCGUCAGCUCCUUGACCAGCCUUGUAUCUGGCACCUCGAACUCCAGGAACCCGCCUGGAUCUCUCUACCUCUCAAUCAGGGCAGCACGCGACAGGGCUCGAAACCACCGCCAUAACCGCACGCUGACGAACAAUUCAACUUCAACAACGAACGAGCAUCUACUCUCGACAAGGCCAGACACGCGAGCUUCCUCUAGAGGUGAAACUCGACGCGAUUCCACCAUGGACAGCUAUGAAGCUGGAGCGGAACGGGUAUCUAGUCCUCGAUCUUUCUUUGCCAUGUCACCAUCUAUGUAUAGCCGACCACCAACACGCAGCCAGAGUGUCAGCACGUCCAGGAAGAUUCGAAGCCCCAAACCAGACGAUAUUCUCCGCGAACGCCUGGACCGUAUUGAAACGGCGUCCAUCGUGCUAUCAAACCAUUCGCCAUCACUGCACGAGGGAUGUGUCCGCUCACCCUGGACAACCUGCCAGCCAGCAAAGCAGUUCACCAUCACCCACGGAGCAUCGUCACUUUUCGCUACUAUCGACGAAGAAGUAGCUGUCUUGCCAGAUGCGUACUGUUCAACCUACGGACGUCAUGUCUUCCCGGAGCCACCCCGUUUGACCCCCCAGCCAUACCGUGGCCAACGACGACACCAACAAGGAGGCUCUCCUGGUUCGGCUGGAGGAACGGAAGUAUCUGCGGGCAACGGCAGUCUGAGUGCUCAGCGGAAGCUGGGAAGACAGCUGAUCAUCUUAUUUUCACUUGUCAUCCCCUUUGGGUGGUUUGUGGUAGCCUACAUUGGGUUUGAGGGCAAGAUGGCCGAUUCCUUGAUCCGCUGGAGGUCUAAUGGAGCCAUCAGCGAGUUUCAUGUCAAGGAGAAGUAUUGGGCCAGCCAGUUGGCCAUUUCAUACGGAAUGCUUACUUUUAUUGCGCUGCUCGUGGUGCUUACCAUUUGUCUAACCGCCUUGUGA
This is a messenger RNA of Microsporum canis CBS 113480, 4146 nucleotides long. RefSeq lists its product as hypothetical. The record is from RefSeq and is a predicted model, not a curated record. The transcript is spliced from 2 exons. The coding region runs from base 1 to 4146 and encodes 1381 amino acids. Lineage: Eukaryota; Fungi; Ascomycota; Eurotiomycetes; Onygenales; Arthrodermataceae.